CCCGGACAGUAUUAGGCAACGCAUACAGGAAACACACGUCCCGAGUAAGAGAAACAGCGACACCACAUUUUGAUCCUCUGUUCUCUGCAUGUGUCAACCAACCGGGAUUUUUCUACCAAAUCAGCAUAGUUUUUUUUACUUUCUUCACCAGUUCUUUUACUUUAAAUCACCAGUGUUUCACAUGAAGCUGUAAACUCAUUAAACAAUGGUCGGAGUGAAGAAGUCAUCGUUACUUAGGAACCGAAACUGAGAACUCUGGAUCCUUUAGGCUCCGUCUGUGACAGUGACAAUGGGGAAGAAAAGGGGAAAGGACAGGACCUCCAGAGAGGAGGAAGAAAUCGACCUGUCAGGUCCAAACUGCAGACAUAUUAAAAAGGGAACAGAACAAACUCUUCUAAAAAAACUCUCUGGGGACACGGAUUGGAUAAAUUGCCAGGAUUGCAAGCCAGAAGUAAAUAAGGAGAAUAUUUGUACCACCCUGCCACAGGAGGAUGAAGAAGAAACUGAAAGAGCCCCUGUUUGGAUGUGCUUGAAAUGUGGUCAUAGAGGAUGUGGGCGAACCUCUGAGAACCAGCAUGCAAUCAAACACUAUGAGACACCUCGGUCAGAUCCACAUUGCCUGGUGAUCAGUUUGGACAACUGGAGCGUAUGGUGUUACAUAUGUGAUGAUGAAGUCCAGUACUCCAGGACUGGACAUUUAGCACAGCUGGUGACCAGCUUAAAAAAACAAGCCUCUGCAGAGCCCAUUAAGAGACCACAGAAAAGAGUGAAGGAGGAAGACAGCUUGGUGGAAGAUGAGUCGAAGAUGGAGACAGUGAUAGCAGAUGAAAAAGAGGACAAGGACAACAAAGAGGACAAGGACAACAAAGAGGACAAGGACAACAAAGAGGACAAGGACAACAAAGAAAACAAGGACAACAAAGAGGACAAGGACAACAAAGAAAACAAAGAAAACAAGGACCGUCAAAAGAAAAACAUCAAGAAAGAAAUUGUUGGAAAAUUACAAAAGCCUGUCCCAUCUGAAGAAAGUGGCGGUGUUUCAGUAAAGGGGUUGAGCAACCUGGGAAACACGUGUUUCUUUAAUGCAGUCAUGCAGAGUCUUUCUCAAACCCAUCUCUUAAGACAGACCCUCAACAAAGUGAUAGAAGACAAAAUGAGUCUUAACAUUAAACCUGUUGCCUCCCCAGAGCUGGAGCCUCUCACAGUGCAGUUAGACCAGCCAGGCUCCCUGACUAUGGCGAUGUGUCAGCUCCUCAAUGAGAUCCAGCAAUCCAAGAAGGGUGUGGUAACGCCACGGGAGUUGUUCACACAAGUUUGUAAAAAGGCGGCCAGAUUCAAAGGAUUUCAGCAGCAAGAUAGCCAGGAGCUGCUGCGUUACCUUCUAGAUGGGAUGAGAACUGAGGAAAUCAAGAGAGUGGGCUCCGGGAUCAUGGAGGUUUUAAAAGAAUCUAGAAAAGGCACAGAUGCAGAGCAGCUCAAAACACUAGUUAAGGAGUACGAGAAAAAAGGAUCUCCAAAAAACUUUGUCGACUACAUUUUCGGUGGGGAAACUACCAGCACUAUAAUGUGCCAGCAGUGCAAAACAGUGUCUGUAGUCACAGAGAUGUUCCUGGAUCUUUCCCUUCCUGUUUCAGAUGAGGCAUACAGGAAGAAGAACCAGAAAAAAAGUGUUCAGAAAUCCAGUGAAUCCAGUCAGGAUGACAGAGAAAGCCCUGCUUUGACCAAUGGAAGUGAUGGUGUUGCUUCUGGGACUGGCAGCAAGUACCAGCAGAAGAAAGCCAAGAAGCAGGCAAAGAAGCAAGCCAAGCAACAAAAGAGGCAGCAGAAGUUUGAGGGGAGAACUACUUUGGACAGUCUCACAACUACAAGCAACACAGAGAAUGAACCAACAGACGAGGCUGCAGAUUCAAAGGAAGAGGCAAACGCUGACAGUGAAGUGCAAGAGGAAGAAAAUCCUGAACAAAUCAGUGUGUCAGAAAAGAUCCAGGACAACCCUGAUGACACUGUCCAGGACAAAAAGGAAGAAGAAGAAGAAGAAGAAGAAGAGGGCGAUGAUGAUUCAGUGACCGACUGCGACUCAUCAACAGUGUCAUCCGUCAGUAAUCGUUUCACCGUCUUAUCAGAGGAGCAGCAAUCGAAGGACGGCACCACAGACGCUGACAAAACAUCUGACAUCGACCAGGAGGGAGAAGAAGACGUAGAGCUGGUGAGUGAAAUGGAGAAAGUAACCCUGGAUGACGCCUUCAUUGAAGACUCUGAUGCCGUGGAACAGAUCAUGGAGAAUGAAGACGAGCCGCUGGAAGCUAAAGAGUAUACUGUAGUCAGUCAGGACCCAGAGCUGGCCUUCCAAACUCUGGCAACCAGGGCAGCCCCGGAGAAACAGGAGUGUUCAGUGCAGUCAUGCCUCUUUCAGUUCACAGAAGUGGAAACUCUCACACAGAACAACAGCCUGCUGUGUGUCACCUGCACUAAACGGCAAACCAGCAAAGACAAAGCUGGAGGAUCCAAGAAAAACAUUUACACCGAUGCCUUGAAGCAAAUGCUGAUCUCAUCUCCUCCUCCAGUGCUCACCCUUCAUCUGAAGAGGUUUCAACAGAAUGGAUACAGUAUUUGCAAAGUGAACAGACACGUCCAAUUCCCUCUGAUAUUGGAUCUUGCUCCCUUCUGUGGGGUUAAAAGCAAGACUGUGACAGAGGGAGACACUCAGAUUUUGUACAGCUUGUACGGUAUAGUCGAGCACAGCGGAACAAUGCGGUCAGGUCAUUACACUGCAUAUGUGAAAGCACGACCUGAGUGUCCUAAAUCCCUAUCGAAUGGACUUACAGCACCAGGAGAUGCAGAGCUACAAAGAGGAUCCUGGUUCCAUAUCAGUGACACAAGUGUUCAGCCUGUCAGCGAGAGUAAAGUGCAGAGUUGUCAAGCCUACCUCCUCUUCUAUGAAAGAAUCAUGUAAUCCAUCUGUGCCUUACUACUCAGGAAACGCAAACAGACCAACCUGCUACUGCUGCUGCUGCUACUGCUUCAGUCCUGCAGCACAAGUUAUAACAAACAGUCCAUCAACCUCAGCCUGAUUUGUCACAGCCGCACUUCGAAAUGUUAUGAAAUUAUAUUGAUUAUGCAGAAGGGA
Molecule: messenger RNA, 3127 nt
Organism: Notolabrus celidotus (New Zealand spotty)
Lineage: Eukaryota; Metazoa; Chordata; Actinopteri; Labriformes; Labridae
Gene: usp16
Product: ubiquitin specific peptidase 16
Exons: 18
Coding region: 290-2953 (887 amino acids)
Biological process (GO): regulation of gene expression; regulation of cell cycle
Cellular component (GO): nucleus; cytosol
Molecular function (GO): cysteine-type endopeptidase activity; cysteine-type deubiquitinase activity; zinc ion binding
Source: RefSeq, a predicted model, not a curated record